CUGGCGGCGGGGCGGAGCCGCCUGUCCCGCUGCGGGCGGCGGGCGGGGAUGGGCCCGGUGCCGCCCGCGGGGGCGCGGUGACGGCGGAGCGGAGAGGAGAGGAGAGGAGCGGGGCGACGGGCACUGCCCCUCUGCACGCCAUGAGCACCGGCACAGUUUCACAACCACAGGCUGUACAUAGCCAACUGGAGAAGCCAUCAAGUACUGCAAUUCUCUGCAAUACCUGUGGAAAACCAUGCAAAGGAGAAGUUUUGAGAGUUCAGAACAAGUAUUUCCAUAUUAAGUGCUUUGUUUGCAAAGCUUGUGGAUGUGACCUGGCUCAAGGAGGAUUUUUUGUGAGACAGGGGGACUACAUCUGUACUUUGGACUACCAGAGACUCUAUGGCACACGGUGCUUCAGUUGUGAUGAAUUCAUUGAGGGAGAAGUGGUCUCAGCACUGGGCAAAACCUAUCACCCAGACUGUUUUGUGUGUGCUGUUUGCAGGCUGCCUUUCCCUGCAGGUGACCGGGUAACUUUUAAUGGGAAAGAGUGCAUCUGCCAGAAAUGUUCCCUGCCCCCUUCCAGCAGCACUGGCUCUUUCCCUGUACAGAACUUGCGAAAUUGUGGAGGCUGUGGUUCAGAAAUAAAAAACGGGCAGUCAUUGGUUGCCUUGGACAAACACUGGCAUUUGGGCUGUUUUAAGUGCAAUACAUGUGGCAAGCUACUGAAUGCAGAGUAUAUCAGCAAGGAUGGCAUUCCAUAUUGCGAAACGGACUACCAUGCAAAGUUUGGUAUCAGAUGUGACAACUGUGAAAAAUAUAUUACAGGAAGAGUGCUUGAGGUGACUGAGCAGUGGAAGAGGUUGACCAGAGAGGUUGUGGAGUCUCCGUCUUGGAGAUCCCUUGCUCCUUUAUACCAGGCAGGAGAAAAACAUUAUCACCCCACUUGUGCACGAUGUGUGAGGUGCAGUCAGAUGUUUGCAGAAGGAGAAGAAAUGUAUCUUCAAGGUACAUCCAUCUGGCAUCCAGUUUGUAGACAGGCUGCCAAGACUGAAGAAAAAAACAAGGAAACAAGGACUUCCUCUGAGAGUAUAAUUUCUGUACCUGCUUCAAGUACAUCAGGUUCCCCAAGCCGUGUUAUCUAUGCAAAGCUUGGAGAUGAAAUUCUUGACUACAGGGAUUUGGCUGCUCUUCCUAAAAAUAAAGCCAUCUAUAACAUUGAUCGCCCAGAUAUGAUCUCCUAUUCUCCAUAUAUCAGUUACUCUUCAGAUGACAGGCAUAGUUACGGGGAGUCACCUCAGUUGCUCUCUCCAACACCUACUGAGGGUGACCAAGAUGACAGAUCCUUCAAACAGUACAGGACUUCAAGUCCUAGCUCUGCUGGCUCACUGGGUUAUGGUCGCUACACUCCAACAUCCCAUUCUCCUCAGCAUUACAGUAGGCCAGGCAGUGAAAGUGGUCGGAGCACUCCAAGCUUAUCCAUGUACUCAGACAGCAAAUCUUCACCUUCUGUCUAUCAGCAGGCUCCUAGGCAUUUCCAUAUUCCAGACACUGGCGUAAAAGAUAACAUCUAUAGGAAACCUCCUAUCUACAAACAGCAUGCACUAAGAAGAUCAGAAGGGGAGGAUGGAAGUUUGGAUCAGGACAAUAAGAAGCUGAAGACCAGUUGGCUUAUUCUGAAAGGGGAUAUGGACACCAGAACUAAUUCCCCGGAUUCGGAUACCCGAUCCCUGUCUCUUACUCCUGGAACUGACAGAGAUAACUUCCAGAGAGCACAGGAGGGCACUACCGCCAUGUACUCCCGAUUUCCAUAUUCUAAAUCUACUUCUCUACCUGGCUAUGGAAGGAAUGGCUUGCAUCAGCCUGAAAAUAUGGGCCAAUAUGAAACAGACCAGGAGGCGAGCUGGGGGAUGAAAGAGUACAAGGUAAGAAGGGCUUUUCCAACACUGGAAGAACAAUCAGAUUCAGCACAUCCUAGCAAGAUUUAUCCUUAUGAAACACUUAUUGUAACAAACCGAGUUCGUGUGAAAUUGCCCAAGGAUGUGGACAGGACCAGACUGGAGAGGCAUCUGUCCCCUGAAGAGUUCCAGGAAGUCUUCAAAAUGAGCAUUGAGGAGUUUGAUCGCCUGGCACUUUGGAAGCGGAAUGACCUGAAGAAAAAGGCCCUGCUUUUCUAGUCCCUCCUGGAUAAAUAUGUGCUUAAUCAAAACAGAAAUAGUCUUGCCAGAACUAUCACAUGCACUUGCUGUUGAACCAUUGUCCAGCUUCACUGUAUUAGUAUGUGUUGGAGGAAACAGGACAGAUUAGAUGGCAACGUGUUGGAAUACAAAGAAUUUGCUAACCUUGCAUUACCAUCUGGUUCUGUCAGUAACUCUGGUCCUACCCAGUUUACAACACGCAAAAAUCUAGCUUUAAAUUUAUUGUUGCUUGCAGUUAUUGCUUGAUGCAAAUGGAAAUUCUGGAAUGAAGAGAAAGUGUAGCUGUGACAAAGGAAAUCUGACAUUUUGUUUCGUUAAGUUUUAAAAUACAGUUUUUACAAAAUCAAGUAAUGAAUAUAAAAUUCUCUAACGGAGGAUCACAUGCUAUUAAAAAUGUGGUAAAAGCCAAAGAAAAGCAUGUCCACAAGCAAUUAUUGCAGCUCUUUAUGUGUGGUACUUUUUAAGAAUGAAAGGAAAAAUAUGGAAGCACCUUAAUUCUACUUCUUAUACUUUAGACACAGCCUUUUCUCUAAAAGGUCGUUUUUGUCUAAAUGGCAACUAGCUAUCUUUAAUUACAGCACAAGAGUUUUUAUUUUAUUAAGAAUAUAUUGUGACAUAAAACACUUAUUAUGACAAAAGUGUAUACAGAGACCUACUUAAAAAUUUAGUCCCGUUCAUCAGGAAAAUGGAAGCCUUAUACAAAACUGGUGUAAGAGUGUAUUGUGACAGUUAACAGUGUUUUCCUACUAUUUUGGGGUAUUUGGGGGACUUUUUUUUUUUACAUUUCAUGCUGAUAUAAAUGCCAUGUAAUCUUAAUUAUAUGUAGAUAGAUACGUCUAUCUAUUAAGUAUUUUUUUCAUUAAUAUAUGUUCUCAAUAAAGACGUUUUUACAUUCUCCACUUUCUGGCUUUAUAUCAUAAGCCAUGAGAGCGGUAAUGGCAAUUGGUAGGUGUAGAAAUGGAACAGAUCAGCAUAAAAUGUAACAAAAAAAGCUUGGUGUGCUCUAUCAAUAGUAUAUCAAAUUAUAAUCAAAUAUAUGAAGCCCUCAUGCAUUACUAUUUGCAUGUUUUCUGUACAAAUCAAUUUAAAAAAAAUCCCUAUAUGAUACUGGUGCAGUACCUUGGAACUAUCUUAAAUAACAAGCAAAGCUAACAGAAUCUGAGCAUUUGAUAUGAGGUCUUAAUAUCUCUUCCAACUGAAAGACUGUAUUAAAUUUAAUAAUUUCAUAUGGUCAGAAGUAUGGUUGCUGACAAAGAAUGAUUCAAAGCAAGUUGCUAGUUUUGUGUGAUACUAAAAGAGAAUUACAAAAAGUACAUUUUUCAGCCAUGUGUCAGUAUUCUGCAUUUUUACUGCCUUGAAUGUUUGUACUCACUUCCUACUUCACUAUGUCUUUUUGCAUAAGUAACUGGUUAAUAUAUGCACUACAACACACUGUUUCAGCUGCCCCAGCAUUGGAAAAAUCAUAGCACUGAACAUGCCUUCAUCUGACUAACUUUCAAAAUCCAUACUGUUAGAAAUAAAUAUUUUCUCAUGACCUAAAUGUUUUGUCUGAUGUUACAAAUGUUAAAAAAAAUCAUUAAAACAAAGACAUAACUGAA
Messenger RNA from Numida meleagris (helmeted guineafowl), 3775 nucleotides. RefSeq names its product actin binding LIM protein family member 2 (gene ABLIM2). The transcript is spliced from 22 exons. Gene Ontology annotation, molecular function: actin filament binding. Gene Ontology annotation, cellular component: actin cytoskeleton. Gene Ontology annotation, biological process: lamellipodium assembly; cytoskeleton organization. NCBI's taxonomy places the organism in Eukaryota, Metazoa, Chordata, Aves, Galliformes, Numididae. The record is from RefSeq and is a predicted model, not a curated record. Bases 141 to 2156 code for a protein of 671 amino acids.